CCUCCAAAUCACGCGAUUCAGGUGUUCAAAUCCCCUCCAAAUCACGCGAUUCAGGUGUUCAAAUCCCCUCCAAAUCAUGUGAUUCAGGUGUUCCAAUCCCCUCCAAAUCACGUGAUUCAGGUGUUCCAAUCCCCUCCAAAUCAUGUGAUUCAGGUGUUCCAAUCCCCUCCAAAUCACGCGAUUCAGGUGUUCCAAUCCCCUCCCAAUCAUGUGAUUCAGGUGUUCCAAUCCCCUCCAAAUCAUGUCAUUCAGGUGUUCCAAUCCCCUCCAUAUCAUGUGAUCCAGGUGUUCCAAUCCCCUCCCAAUCAUGUGAUUCAGGUGUUCCAAUCCCCUCCCAAUCAUGUGAUUCAGGUGUUCCAAUCCCCUCCCAAUCAUGUCAUUCAGGUGUUCCAAUCCCCUCCCAAUCAUGUGAUUCAGGUGUUCCAAUCCCCUCCCAAUCAUGUCAUUCAGGUGUUCCAAUCCCCUCCCAAUCAUGUGAUUCAGGUGUUCCAAUCCCCUCCAUAUCAUGUGAUUCAGGUGCUCCAAUCCCCUUCCAAUCAU
This is a messenger RNA of Staurois parvus, 540 nucleotides long. Lineage: Eukaryota; Metazoa; Chordata; Amphibia; Anura; Ranidae. The record is from the annotation of a GenBank genome assembly.